CACGUCGUCGCUGCCUGCGAGUCCCACUCCCCUGGCCGGGGCACGCUGCACGCAGAGACCGACGACCAUACCGCAUACCAGAGAAAGUACAGACCAUCAUGGCCACACGGUGGCCCAAUCCCCUCUGCUUUCCUCCCCAGAUCGCCGGCGUUGCCUUGACCUUUCUCGUCGCCGUCCUCCACACACCACCGUUCACCUCUGCUCAAGAGCAACCGCCGCCGUGGCUCCUGUGCGGCCCCUACCCUCCCAGUGGCAACUACACGGAGAACAGCACCUACCAAGGAAACAUCAACCGACUCUCCGGCACCCUCCCCAAGAACGUCUCCUCCAGUCCGGUCCUCUACGGCACGGGCAGCGUCGGCUCCGUCCCGGACAUCGUCUACGCGCUCGCCCUGUGCCGUGGCGACGCCAACGCCUCCUCCUGCGAGAGCUGCGUGGCGACCGCGUUCCAGGGCGCGCAGAAGGGGUGCCCACACUUCAAGGACGUCUUGAUCUUCUACGACCUCUGCCAGCUCCGCUUCUCCAACCGCAACUUCUUCCCGGACGACGACAAUUUCGCCACCGCGUACUACCUCGUGGGAUCCCAGGUGGUGAGCAAGCCGACGGACGCGUUCGACGCCGCCGUCCGCCUGCUCGUCAACACCACCGCCGGCUACGCAGCCGGGAACUCGUCCAGGAGGUUCGCCACGGGGGAGGAGGGUUUCGAUGGGAGCAACCCCAGGAUUUACGCGCUGGCGCAGUGCACGCCGGACAAGACGGUGGACUUCUGCCAGGGCUGUUUUGGCCCCAUUAUUAACCGGAUGCCCGAGGUUUUCAGUGGGGUCAAUGGCGGGGGAGUUUUCGGCACCUGGUGCAGCUUCCGGUAUGAGGUGUACCCUUUCUUCUCCGGCCGCCCACUCCUACAGCUUCCAGUCUUCGUUGGGAUGCCGCCGGCGCCGGCCACUAGAAGCCAAGAGAAAUCGAUGAAUAAGGCCGGUAAAGUAUUAGCAAUUUUGAUGCCUGCAAUUGCUGCAAUGCUGAUCAUAACCGUCAUAUGCUUUUGGACAAGGCGGAGAAGAUUAGCAGCACAAUCUUUUGAACCUUACUCAACUAGUUCAGAGGAUAUUCAAGGAGACGAUAUGCUCCUUCUCGAUCUGUCAACACUGCGUGUUGCUACAGAAGACUUUGCCGAAACAAAAAUGCUGGGUAAAGGAGGCUUCGGUAUGGUUUAUAAGGGAGUCCUACCUGAUGGUCAAGAAAUUGCAGUUAAAAGGCUUUGCCACAGUUCCAGACAAGGAAUUGAAGAGCUGAAAAGCGAGCUAGUUCUGGUUGCUAAGCUUCACCACAAGAACCUUGUGAGACUUGUCGGUGUUUGUUUGCAAGAACAUGAGAAAAUACUUGUUUAUGAAUAUAUGCCAAAUAGAAGCCUUGAUACCGUUCUUUUUGAUUGUGAGAGAAACAACGAGCUAGAUUGGGCAAAAAGAUUUAAUAUUAUCAGUGGAAUCGCUAGAGGCUUACAAUAUCUCCAUGAAGAUUCUCAACUGAAGAUAGUUCACCGGGACCUGAAAGUGAGUAACAUCCUAUUAGACUUUGAUUAUGUACCUAAGAUCUCUGACUUCGGCUUAGCAAAGAUUUUUGAUGGAGAUCAAUCAAAAUAUGUCACUCGUCGUGUCGCUGGGACAUAUGGUUACAUGGCACCCGAAUACGCCAUGCGUGGUCUGUAUUCAAUCAAGUCGGACGUGUUUAGCUUCGGUGUUUUGGUUCUAGAGAUUGUUACUGGAAGAAGAAACGGUGGCUUAUAUAACAGCGAGCAAGAUGUUGAUCUCUUAAAUCUUGUGUGGGAGCACUGGGCCAGGGGAAAUGUGGUCGGGUUGAUCGAUCCAUCACUGAACGACCAUCAUCAUCCUCCCAUCGAGCAGAUCCUGAAGUGCAUUCACAUCGGGCUUCUGUGUGUUCAAAGAAACCCUGCUGCCAGGCCGGUGAUGUCGUGGGUAAACGUGAUGCUUAGCAGCAGCACGGUGCGCCUCCCUUCUCUUUCCAGGCCAGCCUUGUGCAUCCAGGAGGUUAGUGCCACUGACAGUUCAGAUGCGUAUUCGCCGGAACGGCCAGGAGCUUCAGGGUACACGGAUAGCUCAGUGUUGAUGUCAUGUAACGAGGCAUCCAUCACGGAGCUCUCUCCAAGAUGAGUCUUGUUGACUGUUGAAGUGUUGAAGCAACAAUUGGAUGUUGAACCGGUCGUGUUAGGCCAAUGUUUGGUUUAAUGAACCAGCUUUUCGUGGAGAUAUGCGUCGCAAGGGGCCGGGGGGAGGCUCUGCUUUGACCAUAUUGGGCUUUCUGGGCAGCAGUAUAGCAUUUUGUAAUGUUCCUGGUGAUGCUAACGUGGCUUACGCUCAAUUGCUCAAAGCACAAGAUUUUCUAUGAGCUACUAGUAUUUUCUUUACCUGCCAAUACAGGUCAAUUCGGAUGUGAUACUCUGAUGCUGACAGCACUGCAUUGCUACGCCGAGGAAUUCCACGACGCAUUAAAGAUAAGAUGUGACGGGCUGACGGCCACUCCCACUCUUCACGGUGGAAGAAACAUGUUACCAUAUGUAUGAGAGGGACACGCUACCCUCCGUUCAAAAGCAAUUCUAGAUGCAUUGACAAAUAAAAUAUCUAAUUGACCA
This is a messenger RNA of Sorghum bicolor (sorghum), 2644 nucleotides long. RefSeq names its product cysteine-rich receptor-like protein kinase 6. Gene Ontology annotation, molecular function: ATP binding; protein kinase activity. Gene Ontology annotation, biological process: protein phosphorylation. The transcript has 7 exons. Lineage: Eukaryota; Viridiplantae; Streptophyta; Magnoliopsida; Poales; Poaceae. Bases 99 to 2165 code for a protein of 688 amino acids. The record is from RefSeq and is a predicted model, not a curated record.